AUGAAUAACCUGAGGAGGGCAGUCACAAAUCGGUGCAGCGGGAUGCUCAGGGGAGGAUUCCAAGUAAGGAGCCAAUUGGACAUGAGAAGGAACAGCCACCUGGUGAGGAUCAUAUGCACUCUGUCACAUGAGCAGACGAUAAGGUGUUUGGGGACAGUACAACGAAGGGGAUUCUUUUUUAAAAGUGAAAAAAAUGACAUGAUAAAAAACGAGAUUGAGGAAAUUUUAAAAACGGAUAAGGACCCCCUGAUGAUGGGGAAGGGGUUGACAAAAAACGUGACAGGAAGCGACUACAUGGGGGGGAGUGAACAGCAUGAACCACCAAGGGAGAGUAGCCAAAACGAGUAUAAGGGUAAAAGAAGAGGGAAGUUUAAAAGGCUAUUCAUUUUUAUAGCCUUCCAGAGUAUCCCCAUCGUGGGGCUUAUGUAUUUGUUUAAGUACAUAGAGAACGUAAAAUUGGCGGAGCUGAAUUUAACAUUCGAGUCAUCCGAUGAUAUAAUAAAAGAGGCCCUGAAACUCAUAAAGGGGGAUUCCAAAUGUUUCUGUAUGUACAGGGAGGGCGACGAAAUUAAAACCUUCUUCGUGGACCCCUUGGGGCCUGAGGACUCCGAGGUGAACUACGAGGCGGGCGGGGCAAACGCGACCGACGCGACGGGCGAGUCAACCUCGGCAGACGCGCUGAAGGUAGAAUUAGCCUCCCCGGGGAGUCAAGAAGAAGGCGCCAACGGGGACAGCCAAGCGGGGACCCCCCGAAAUGGAGAGCAGUCUGUUGGAGAGCGGUCUGUUGGAGAGUGGUCACGCAGGGACCCCCCAGACGCACCGCCCCACCCCCCCCGUUCGAACCAAAUGAAUGACCUAACUAAAAUCGUUUUAUCAAUUAACAAGCCAUUCAUGCAUAAAGUAAUGAACGUCAAGUCUCCCAGGGAGUUCCCCCUGAACUACCUCUACUUUUGCAUCUCCAAAAAUACGGAGAUCUACAAUUUUCUACAACAAAGAAAUGAGUUGGUAAGUCUUCUUUACUCAGAUGAUGCGAAAAACGUAUAUGUCACGUUGACAGGAUCCGCUUCCAUUAUUGAGAAUGAAGUCAUACGAAAUGUAAUUUGGACAGACCGCUGGUCCUACCUCAUUUCAGAUAACCUGCAAGACAAUUAUGUGUUAAUUAAAUUCACACCAUCUACUGUAUCGCUUAAAACCAUUGGCUUUAAAAAUCAGCACUGGAAGAGUAACAUCGUUCGCCGCUCCAUGACGGAUGACAAGAUGGCCUGGGUGAAGGCAUAG
Plasmodium fragile is the source of this 1278-nucleotide messenger RNA. RefSeq lists its product as uncharacterized. NCBI's taxonomy places the organism in Eukaryota, Apicomplexa, Aconoidasida, Haemosporida, Plasmodiidae. Bases 1 to 1278 code for a protein of 425 amino acids. The transcript has a single exon. The record is from RefSeq and is a predicted model, not a curated record.